GUGUGAAGAUGGGAGUUGUGCAGAAAGCAUCCAGCAGGUUUUGCACAAGGAGCAGUGCGGGCUCACCCAGCUUCUUAAGGGAGGUUUUUGUUUUCUCUUGUCAGAGCAUGGAAAUGUGGUACGAGACGGAGCUGGCCCUGCGCCAGAGCGUGGAGGCGGACAUCAACGGGCUGCGCCAGGUCCUGGACCAGCUGACGCUCUGCAGGUCCGACCUGGAGGCACAGCUGGAGUCGCUGCGGGAGGAGCUCUGCUGCCUGAAGAAGAACCACGAGGAGGAAAUGAACUGUCUGAGGAAACAGUCAACGGGAGAUGUGAGUGUGGAGGUCAAUGCCUGUCCCGGCCCUGACCUCAGGAAGAUCCUGGAGGAGAUGAGGUGCCAGUAUGAGACACUGAUUGAACGCAAUCGCAAAGAAGUGGAGGAUUGGUAUGAGUGCAAGAUUGAGGAGGUGAAUCGGGAGGUUAUCACGAGCGGUCAGGAGGUGGAGACGUGCAACAAUCAGGUCACCGAGCUGAGGCGGCAGCUGCAGGCCCUGGAGAUCGACCUGCAGGCUCAGCUCAGCCAGAGGGACAACCUGGAGUCCUCUCUGGCUGAGACAGAAUGCCGCUACAACAACCACCUCGGUGAGCUGCAGACCCAGAUCACGUGUGUGGAGCAGCAGCUGGCAGACCUGCGGGCGGAGAUGGAGUGCCAGAACCAGGAGUACAAGAUCCUGCUGGACGUCAAGUGCCGCCUGGAGCAGGAGAUCCACACCUACCGCUGCCUGCUGGAGGGCGGGCAGCAGGACCUCAUUCAGCAAGGAGGAAUUGGUCAGUUGUCGGGUCUAGGAGGAGGAGUUGCACGAACAGGAGGAAUAGGAGGAGGAGGCAUCAUCCGAACAAGCCACACGUACACUUCGUCUGCCCAGAUGCCAUCCUGUGCAGCUGCGGAGAUACAAGUGCCUUGCAGAAGGAUUUGUGAUUAAGAAGAGAAAUGAGAAUAUCCAAUGAGAGAUCCCUGAAGCAGAGCCAUGGAUAAAGAGAGAGAAUAUUUACUGUACGCCUCUGCAAAGAGCAAGGAACUGCUCCUUUGUAUUACUCAGCACUGCUACGCGAUGUGCCAGAGGGAUAAGCAGAGCGUUGGGCCACAUUCUGCUUUAUUUUGCUAUUUGCUUUUUCCAAUCUGUAUUGCUGCACCUGCCCAACCACCGUGACUGCUGCUGGAGGUCCCCAGUACUAUGAUCACUAAUGUACCUGCUGGUGAAAAAACUUCUCUAAUAAAUCUGUGCUUCUGCCUGACGCAAUCAACAAA
Molecule: messenger RNA, 1288 nt
Organism: Gallus gallus (chicken)
Lineage: Eukaryota; Metazoa; Chordata; Aves; Galliformes; Phasianidae
Product: keratin, type I cytoskeletal 42-like
Exons: 7
Coding region: 9-962 (317 amino acids)
Molecular function (GO): structural molecule activity
Source: RefSeq, a predicted model, not a curated record